Molecule: messenger RNA, 1446 nt
Organism: Populus trichocarpa (black cottonwood)
Lineage: Eukaryota; Viridiplantae; Streptophyta; Magnoliopsida; Malpighiales; Salicaceae
Product: glycine-rich cell wall structural protein-like
Exons: 2
Coding region: 350-1303 (317 amino acids)
Source: RefSeq, a predicted model, not a curated record
UGCGCGCGCGUUUGUGUGGAGAUAGAAGGGGCGGUGAGUGAAAGAGAGGUACUUGCACAAUAGGUGAGUAGUUGAGAGCUCAAGGACAGCAUCUUAAUGAGCUCAGUACCGGCCAAUAAGUGCCAUGCUGAAAGAGAGUUGAAUUUUGCGCCAUUUCGUUAAAACAACAAUCCCUAGAGUCCGUGUAUAAUGCAGAUAUAUUGAUAGAAAGAAAUAAAUCUUGAUUUAAUCAAACUGCGUCAUUAAUGCUUUACUAUUAGCUGGUCUUCAGUAUAAAUAAGCUCACCCUACCGGUGAUCUUCUCAUAACCAAGCAAAACAUUCCCUCCUCCUCUAGAGAAAUUUGAAAGAUGGGGAGAUUUUCAAGCAAAUAUGUUGGCGUUUUAGCUGUGGUGUUUGUGUUAGUGUUGGGGUUAGCAGAGUGUAGAAAAAUAGAAAAAGAUGGCUUAGGAGGUGGUGCUGGAGGAGGUGGAGGCUUUGGUGGUGGCGGUGGCCUCGGAGGAGGAAAAGGUGGAGGAAUAGGUGGCGGUGUUGGAGGAGGGGGUGGUGCUGGUGGUGGCUUCGGAGGAGGCAAGGGUGGAGGUGGAGGUAUUGGAGGUGGCAAAGGCGGGGGCAUUGGGGGUGGUGUAGGUGGGGGUUCUGGUGGUGGCCUCGGAGGAGGAAAAGGUGGCGGUGUUGGAGGAGGAGGUGGUGCUGGCGGUGGCUUCGGAGGAGGCAAGGGUGGCGGUGGAGGUAUUGGAGGUGGCAAAGGUGGAGGCAUUGGGGGUGGUGCUGGUGGUGGCUUCGGAGGAGGCAAGGGUGGUGGUGGCAGCGUUGGAGGUGGCAAAGGUGGGGGUAUUGGGGGUGGUGUAGGUGGGGGCCUCGGAGGAGGAAAGGGUGGCGGUGUUGGAGGAGGAGGUGGUGCUGGCGGUGGCUUCAGUGGAGGCAAGGGUGGCGGUGGAGGUAUUGGAGGUGGAAAAGGUGGAGGCAUUGGGGGUGGUGCUGGCGGUGGCUUCGGAGGAGGCAAGGGUGGUGGCGGCGGCGUUGGAGGUGGCAAAGGUGGGGGUAUUGGGGGUGGUGUAGGUGGGGGCUCUGGUGGUGGCUUCGGAGGUGGAGCCGGAGGAGGUGGUGGUGCCGGUGUCGGUGGGGGUGCAGGAGGUGGAGCUGGCGGCGGCUUUGGAGGUGGCAAGGGUGGUGGAGGAGGCAUUGGAGGUGGAGCCGGAGGUGGUGGUGGUGCAGGAGGAGGAUUUGGUGGAGGAGCCGGAGGUGGCGGUGGAUUUGGAGGAGGCAAAGGUGGGGGAGGAGGUUUUAGUGGCGGGCAUUAAUUCCUAAAUUAAGCGCGCUUGUAACGUCAUGCUUGUGCAUGGGAUAUUUGCAAUCGUAUUAUGUAUCAAUAGUUUUAUCAUGUUGUAACCUAGUAAUGAAGAUCUUAACACGAACGAAUAAAUAAAGCUUGUAUUAUCUUGCA